AUGACGACUGCAACUGUGGUAGAAGCCAUGAUGCUGCUAAGGUUAUGGGUCACGGUGUCGAAGGCGGAGAGCGGCAGCUGCCGUGAUGUCGUGGAGACUUGGAUCCAUCGCGGAUUGCGUCGUCAUGGCGAUCUUGCUUCUCGUACGCUUGCUUCCAACCAUGGUUAUUUGGAAGCCUUCGGUUAA
Messenger RNA from Prunus armeniaca (apricot), 186 nucleotides. Lineage: Eukaryota; Viridiplantae; Streptophyta; Magnoliopsida; Rosales; Rosaceae. The record is from the annotation of a GenBank genome assembly.